Messenger RNA from Capronia coronata CBS 617.96, 2253 nucleotides. Its product is annotated as mannosyl-oligosaccharide alpha-1,2-mannosidase. Lineage: Eukaryota; Fungi; Ascomycota; Eurotiomycetes; Chaetothyriales; Herpotrichiellaceae. Gene Ontology annotation, molecular function: calcium ion binding; mannosyl-oligosaccharide 1,2-alpha-mannosidase activity. Gene Ontology annotation, biological process: N-glycan processing; carbohydrate metabolic process. The transcript has a single exon. The coding region runs from base 1 to 2253 and encodes 750 amino acids. The record is from RefSeq and is a predicted model, not a curated record. Gene Ontology annotation, cellular component: membrane; endoplasmic reticulum.
AUGUCCUUCUCUGCGCCUCAAAAUGUCCCUCCGUUCACAAGUACCCAGCGAGCACCCGAAGACACAUACUGGCGGCAGAAGCAAGGUAAUGGCCACGCAGCAGGCGGACCUAUGGGAGGAGUCACAGCCAAGAUUCAUGACAUUUUCGGAGAGAACCAGGACCUUCCAAUGUACAAGGACAAGCCGCAUUUCCCUUCGAGUCGGAGGAGGCCGGUGCUCCAGCGCAAGAGAGCCCUUGGUUCGGUCGGAGUCGUGAUACUCCUGUUUCUGUGGUGGAUGGGCUGGUUACCUUGGACUUCUUCUCCCGUCUACAAUCCCGCCGAACACCAGCAUGUCUUCUUCCACCAAGAAGAUUGGGCGGAACAGAGAGAGGCCGUCAAGAGCGUCUUCAAGACAUCUUGGGCCGGUUAUGAAAAAUACGCCUGGGGAAUGGACGAGUACCAUCCUCUGAGCAGGAAAGGGAAAAACAUGGUGGAAGGAGGAAUGGGUUGGAUCAUCGUCGAUGCGCUCGACACGGCCAUGAUGAUGAACCUAACUUCCGAAGUGGCCAAAGCAAGGGAAUGGAUGUCUACGUCGUUAUCAUACACUGCCAGUCACGACGUCAGCACGUUUGAGACCACCAUCCGAAUGCUUGGGGGUCUGCUGUCGGCGUAUUACAUUUCCACAAGUUUCCCACACCUUGCGCCUCAACAUGACGACGAUGUGAAUCAGCCGGGAGAAGAUCUGUAUAUCGAGAAGGCGACGGACCUCGCAGAUCGUCUCCUAGGUGCGUACGACUCUCCUUCGGGCAUCCCAUAUGCCUCUGUCAACCUCAAUACUUCCCACGGCCUCAUUUCACAUCUUGACGGCGGAGCUUCAUCCACCGCCGAGGCAGCCACUCUGCAGCUGGAAAUGAAAUAUCUCUCCAAGAUCACCGGCGAGCUGGUCUAUUGGCAGCGAGCAGAAAAUAUUCUCAAGGUCAUCGACCAACAGAAGCGGGAAGACGGCCUGGUCCCGAUAUUCAUCUACCCAGCCAACGGUGAAUUUCGCGGCGAUAACAUCAGACUCGGAUCUCGUGGCGACAGCUACUACGAAUACCUCAUCAAACAGUACCUACAGACGGGGGGCGUGGAGAACGUUUAUUUGGAUAUGUGGGAGGAGGCCCUCGAAGGAGUGAAGAAGCAUCUGAUCACCUACUCCAAGCGUGCCUCCUUGACCGUCCUGGCUGAGAGGCAGAAUGGCCUCAGCAUGCCUUUGACGGCCAAGAUGGACCACCUGGUGUGCUUUAUGCCAGGAACAAUAGCACUGGCCGUCACCGGCGGCCAGUCCGUCGAAGAAGCCAAAGCCAGGCUGGGAAGUGGUUGGACAAAGAAGCAUGACGAAAACCUCAAGCUCGCGGAAGAAUUGAUGAAGACCUGCUGGGGCAUGUACAAGGUCACGCCCACGGGCCUUGCUCCGGAGAUCGCAUACUUCCGCACCGACACGCCCCCGCGACAGUGGAAGGGGCAUCUAGAUCCAGAAUGGUCCCCUCCUGAAUCUAGUCCACUGUCAGACGAUCCCGACGGCGACUGGAGAAGCGACUAUGACAUCCACUCCAACGACGUGCAUAACCUCCAACGGCCGGAGACUGUGGAGUCGCUGUUUUACAUGUAUCGCAUCACCAGGGAUCAGAAGUAUCGGCAAUGGGGAUGGGAGAUGUUUGAGGCCUUCCGGGAGCACACCAAAGUCGUUGAUGAGGUCACCGGCACAAUCUACGCCUACACUUCUCUGGACACGGUCAUGGAAAACCCCGUCAAAGCGCGCAAAAAGCGGGACAAUAUGGAGAGCUUCUGGUUGGCGGAAACGCUGAAGUACUUCUACCUCCUCUUCUCCGACGACGACUUCUUCCCACUUGACGGGGUCGUGUUCAAUACCGAGGCCCAUCCAUUCCCGAAGUUUGACAUCAGCGGGAGUAAAGUGUUCAAGACGGGAUGGGAGAGGAGUAAGGAUCUUCGUCCAAGCGCCAAACCCGGAGAACGCGGCGGUGGUGGCAAACGGAAAGACGAGUUCGUCGAGACGGAAGGAGUCCGUGUGGGAGACGGGGUCAGAUUCGACGAGACAGGGAAGCGGAUCCCGGCCGAAGCGGAACAGGCAGCUGAAAAUCAACCUCCUGUCCUUGGCCAUGAUCACGAACACGACGACGACGUUGAGCACGGCCACAUCGAGGAAAGCGGCAAGGGAAUACCUGUUGCGGACCACUCCAGUCUCGAAGACGUGCAGGACGGGCUAAUCUAG